Drosophila arizonae is the source of this 913-nucleotide messenger RNA. Its product is annotated as phenoloxidase-activating factor 2. Gene Ontology annotation, biological process: proteolysis. Lineage: Eukaryota; Metazoa; Arthropoda; Insecta; Diptera; Drosophilidae. Gene Ontology annotation, molecular function: serine-type endopeptidase activity. The record is from RefSeq and is a predicted model, not a curated record.
UUUAACCAGAAAGAAAAGGCAGAUAUAUCAAUUGAACCUAUUGAUCGGGGCUGUGGUUACCAAAACCCAAACGGAGUUGGCUUUAAGAUUACGGGAGCAAUCGAUCAAGAAGCAGAAUUUGGAGAAUUUCCAUGGAUGGUUGCAAUUUUAAGAGAAGAAUCGCAACUCAACUUAUAUGAAUGUGGAGGAGCUUUGAUAGCCCCAGAUGUUAUACUGACAGCUGCCCAUUGUGUUCAUAAUAAGGAUGCAAAAUCUCUUAUUGUUCGGGCUGGUGAAUGGGAUACGCAGACGAAAGUAGAAAUAAUUCCACAUGAGGAUCGUUAUGUUAAGGAGAUAAUAUAUCACGAACAGUUUAAUAAGGGGUCUCUUUAUAAUGAUGUUGCGCUACUUUUCCUGGAAAGUCCAUUUAACUUGCAAAUGAAUAUUCAACCUAUUUGCCUGCCGAAUAUAGGGGAGGAUUUCGAGCUAGAUCGCUGUUACGCAACUGGUUGGGGAAAAAAUAAAUUUGGAAAGGAAGGCGAAUACCAAGUUAUUUUAAAAAAAAUAGAUUUACCCGUCGUUUCAAACGCAAAAUGCCAAGCUAAUUUACGCGAAACACGACUUGGAAGGCAUUUUAUAUUGCAUGAUAGCUUUAUGUGUGCCGGGGGAGAAAAGGAUAGGGACACUUGCAAGGGCGAUGGUGGCUCACCAUUAGUGUGUCCAAUUAAAAAUCAACCUAACCGUUUCAAAUCCGCUGGCAUAGUUGCCUGGGGUAUAGGUUGUGGCGAAGAGAAUAUACCUGGUGUAUACGCGAAGGUUUCUUAUUUAAGACCAUGGAUAGACCAAAAGCUUGCUUUGCGACAGGUUGAUUCCAAAUAUUUUACGCCUUAAUCGAUCAUUUUAGAUAUUUGAAAAUUGUAUGAAUUUUGUUUAU